UCUCGUUAAAAUAAUCAUGAUGCAGAAGCUCUUCAGGACAAAACACGAAGGCGUGUCCCUGUCCAGGAGAGCAGACGAGAUUAGCACAAACUUUUUAGCGGAUCUGAAUCGGCAUGAGAAUGAAAAGUUUAGUCACUUGCUGAAGAAGUCUAAAAUAUCGCUGGAGGAUAUUUUGAAGAAGGAUGCCUUCCUAGAAAAUCAGCAUUACAAUACAUGGGCUUGCUACUUUGGAGCGAUAGACCGGCCAUCGUCGGAGGAAUUGCUUCAUAGAAAUGGCGAUGGCGAAGGACUGUACCUCGUGAGGAACGGCUCGAAAGUAGGAGACUUCACGCUGUCCUUCGUCCACGGCGACAAACCGAUACACUUCCACAUCGACCAGCACGGACUCGGAGCGCAGUACUCGAUCGAAGGCGGCGACCUCUUCUCCGGUCUCGACAAACUCCUCGAGCACUUCAGCCAGCAGGCGGACGGGCUGCCGACGCGUCUCGCCGCAUUCUGCCGCAACGGCAUGCCGCUGCCGUUCUCCGCAACAAUGUUCGGCCGCACGAACGUGCUUCAUCGCGUCGUCCGCGAGAACAACGCGCGGCUCGCGCGCAUGGUGCUCGACUCGGGCCGUUACGCCGAGCACGUGAACGCGCGCGGCGCGGACGGCGACGCGGCACUGCACACCGCCGCGCACGCCGGCGCCGACGACCUCGUGGGGAUGCUCGUCGACGCCGGCGCGGACGUCGACGCGAAGGACGCGCAGGGGCAGGCGCCGCUGCACCGCGCGUGCGCUGGCGACCGCGCGAGCACCGUCAGCCUGCUCGUGUCGCGCUACGACUGCGAUGCGCAGGAGCCCUGCUACCGCACGGGGUGGGUCGCCCUGCACGUUGCCGCUAGCUGGGGGCACGCCGACUGCGCGAAGGUGCUGCUCGCGCUCAACGCCCCCGCACGCCCGCGCACGAACAAAGGCGAGAUCCCGGCGGACCUUGCGCGGGAGGCGGGAAACGAGGAGUGCGCGCGGAUGCUGGACGACUACCAGGCACCGCCGGCGCGCGCCGACGCCUCGCGGUGGCUCCACGCGGCGGCGAAUCGCACGACGGCGCGGCGGCGGCUCGAGCGCGCGGGGCUUGCGAACGGGCAGUUUCUCGUGCGGGCGAGCGGCCGCCACGCCGGCAUGCACAUCCUCACGAUGGCGUGCGACCGGCAGGUGUACAACUACGAGGUGGAGCGUCGUCGUGACGACGGCGGACGCUUGUGCAUCGGCAACGGACCGCUGCUCGAUUCGCUCGAGCAUCUCGUCGACCACUACUCGCGCUUCAAGGACGGACUGCCGACGCGGCUCUCGGAGCCGGUUGCCGAUCCCGAUUGGACGCCGGAGCUGCGCACGCGCCAUGACGUGGAUCCGGCCGGCGAGGCGGCGGCGGCAGCGGCAACGACAGAGGAGGUCCCGGUGCCAGCGGGGCUGCGUUUGAUUUACAAGGCAGAUCUCCAGCUCGGCGACAAGAUAGGGGACGGAGAGUAUGGAUCGGUACUGAAAGGCAUGUGGACUGACCCAACAACAGGUAUUAAGUACCAGGUGGCAGUUAAGACAACACACGAAGAUCACAGCCAGAACAAGGAGUUCCUCAGAGAGGCUGAAGUAAUGAUGAAGCUCAAACACGACUGUGUCGUACAGCUCAUCGGAGUCUCCUGCGAACCGCCGCUCAUGAUCGUCCAGGAGCUACUCCCCGUAGGCUCCCUCCUCGACUUCCUCCUCGACCACCCAUCCGAGGUCGACCCGGACACCGACCUCCGACUCUGGGCCGCGCAGGUCGCCUCCGGGAUGCGCUACCUCGAGGCGCAGAAGGUCGUACACCGCGACCUCGCCGCGCGAAACAUCCUGCUCGCGAACCACCAGCACGCGAAGAUCAGCGACUUUGGGCUGUCGCGCGUGACGCGCGCCGAGAAGGACUACUAUCGCGCGACCGAGGGCGGCAAGUGGCCCGUCAAGUGGUACGCGCCGGAGUGCAUCUACUACGGGCAGUUCUCGCACGCGAGCGACGUGUGGAGCUACGGCGUCACCCUCUGGGAGAUGUGGACGUUCGGCGAGCAGCCGUACGGGGAACGCGGCGGACAGGCCGUGCUGAAGAUGAUCGACAGCGGCGAGCGGCUCACGGCGCCACCUGGUUGCCCGCGCAAGAUCUACAAGGUGAUGCAGCGCUGCUGGCAGUACGACCCCGCCGCGCGGCCGACCUUCGCCGACCUCCAGCAGCUGUUCGAGAGCGAUGCUGACUACCAGCAGAUCGUCGCCAUGGUGACGAAGUCCCGCAUAGCAUGAGAGAUGUUGUGUGAUAAUUGAUGAGAGAUUCCCGAGAAUGUCGUGAUAGAGAGAAUGGUGCUGCUGCUGAGAGAUGUUGAUAAAACAUAGAUGCCUCCACUGCAGGUUCCUGUUAGCUACUCUGUAUAAUAUAUCUCACCUCCAACUUUUCCUGUGAUAUGUGGUUGUGCGUGUGUUUACGAGUAUGUCGUAUCCAGGGCCGUAGCCAAUUCCUCAGGGGGUGGGCUAAAUUUGAUGACUCAACUGUGUAAUGAUGAGCGAUGGGCGCAGCUCUUGAUCGACGUCCAGUGUGGUAGGUAGGGGUGGGGGUCUGAGACAAAGCUUUCACGGAUAAGUGACCCAAAAAAUUCAUGUUAGGGUUAUGAUUAUUAGCUAAGCUUUUUCAAAAUCUGGGGUGCAGCUGCC
Molecule: messenger RNA, 2707 nt
Organism: Priapulus caudatus
Lineage: Eukaryota; Metazoa; Priapulida; Priapulimorpha; Priapulimorphida; Priapulidae
Product: tyrosine-protein kinase HTK16-like
Exons: 5
Coding region: 17-2302 (761 amino acids)
Biological process (GO): cell surface receptor protein tyrosine kinase signaling pathway; protein phosphorylation; cell differentiation
Cellular component (GO): extrinsic component of cytoplasmic side of plasma membrane
Molecular function (GO): non-membrane spanning protein tyrosine kinase activity; ATP binding; signaling receptor binding
Source: RefSeq, a predicted model, not a curated record